Messenger RNA from Physcomitrium patens, 823 nucleotides. NCBI's taxonomy places the organism in Eukaryota, Viridiplantae, Streptophyta, Bryopsida, Funariales, Funariaceae. The record is from RefSeq and is a predicted model, not a curated record.
GGAGUUCGAUUCUACACCAAGCGCUGCGACCCCUGCUUGAUGCUGGAGUCCUAAGUGCACGGCGAGAGAAUUGUUGUUCUACUCCUCAACUCCUGAUUUCGCAAUUGCAAUCCAGGUCACAUGGAACGUCUGCAAUCUCUCUUCUACUUCGCACAACUGAAAGUGAGCCACUAACGGUGGUUUCAGGGAGGACGAUUGUGCGAGUGAGAGUUGGUUAUUAGGGAAGUGACCCGGGGAUGGAUCAGGAUUCCAAGAAAAUGUUUUACACGACGAAGAUGUCGGCCGAGGAUCUCAAGAUGUGCAGUCCAGUGGAUGCAACGAAGUCGUCAGCAAGUUCGAGGGUCACACAGCACCAGCAAGGAGGUAUAAGCUUCAGCAAGGCUGGCCGCUAUCCUGCCGCUCUAGCUGGGGCAGCAGUUUUAACCGGUAUUGGCACAUUCAUGUACUACAGGGCUGUAAACGUGCAGGCGAUUCCAUGUAAAACUAGCCACACAUACGAUGCAGCCUCGACCAAGGCACCUGCAGACGCCACGCGCUAGCUGCAACGACCUAACUGCUUUGGACAUCUCACUGUUUCUUGAACCAGCGAAUGCUGUAGCACUGAUCUACUGCAUGUUCUUUCCUUCUCAAUGAGUCCAGGAAGAAGUUUACAUUUUGGAUGCUGCACGUGACUCAAUGAACGAUUCAAACUCUACCCACAGAGAAUAUUAUCACAACAUUAAGAUUCGUGAAAGAAAACCACGUUUCUAAACUUCAUCGUUCAGAUGCGCCAUGGUAUAAAUAAAAAUACAUUCAAAAAAUGGUUCAGGUCAUUUGCGACCCU